ACUCGAGUGGUUCAGUGCGGUCGGGACGCACCUGUGCGCAGUGCCGCGGCGACCGGCGACGUGCGGGUGGUGGCGAGCGAGCGGCGAGCGGCGGACUGAGGCCGGUGGUGUGGUGAUCGUGUGAGUGUGCUCCUCUGGUGUUGUUCGACCUCCCCAGCGGUAGCGUGGGUGUGACCCGCAGCUACCGUGAUGUUUAAAUGGAAAAUCACUGCCAGGAAAGCAUUAAAACAAGAAAAACAACAAGAGCUUAACAACAAAAACUUCCGAAGCAACGCAAAGAAGAAAGCAGAAAAAGAAGUGGAAAACCACAACAGGAAUGCGGCGCUGAGGGAGGCCGAGGAGCCGCGGCCGCCGGCGCCGGGCAGCGCUCCCCAUCGGGCGCCCAGCCACCCGGCGCCGCCGAUGGCUGACCAGACGAUCCCGCCGCACUCCACCUACCCCACCCCGGCGACCACGGCCUCCACCACCACCACACAGCCGGCUGGCGCGCGCUCCGUGCUGCGGCCGACGCAGCCCCGACCGCCGCCCUACGUGCCGCCGCCCAGCGGCCGCGUGCGCGCCAUGACCUCGCAGGCCACGCAGGUGGAGGGCUCCGUGCCGGCCACCAGCCCCCUGGAUACGUCUGUGGCUUCCAGCACCGGCGACGGGUCGCGGACAGAGGCCGGAUCGUCCAGCUGGAUGGAGUGGACCCAGCAGCUGCAGGCGUAUGUGGCCUGGGUCAACUCUCAGCUGCGCAAGAAGGAAGGCUACAAACUGGUGACGGACCUGCGAGCCGACCUGCACUCCGGGGUGGUGCUCGCCGAUCUGAUCGAGAUCGUCUCUGGUGAGAAGAUUGCCGGCGUCUAUCGGCUACCGGAGACGGCGCAGAUGAUGCGAGAAAACGUCGAACGCGUACUUCAGUUCAUGGCAGCCAAGCGGAUUCGUAUGCACCACGUGAGCAGCAAGGAGGUGAUCGAGGGCAAUCUGAAGGCGGUGAUGCGUCUGAUUCUGGCGCUGGCCGCCCACUACAAACCACAGAGCGUGCGCACCUCGCCCUACGACAGUGGCGCCACGGAGCGGACAGCGGCGCCGGGCGGUACAUCGUGGUCGUCGUCUCAGGAGACCGCCGACCCGCCGGCCGAUCAGCAGACGUCCACCCCGGCCGCAACCACCACCACCAACACCACCACCAACACGACCGGCACCAGCAGCAGCACCAGCACGCCCGCCGCUCGGCGGCCAGCGCCGGCCAGCAGCAGCAGUGCCACACCCAACCUGAACGUACCCGGCAACCGCAAGUCGAUCGGCCACCUGCUGGAGGGCGGUCUGAGCGUGGCGCCGCUGCGCCGGUUCCCCAGCGUGGCCGGCCACCAGUGGGGCAGCGUGGCGGCCGAGGACGGCGACGAGACCUGCAUCGAUGGCGACGAGGAGCCGUCGGCGACGUCGGAGCGUCCGGAGCGGCGCGGCCGGCGCCAGUGGGACCUGCCGGGGCCGCCGCUGUACGAGAAUCUCCCCCGCAGCAGCAGCUUCGCCAGCCGGCCCAGCGAGCGCACGCCGACCGGCGAGCGCAUUUACGACGUGCCGCGCGGCCGGCCGUCCCCGGUCCAGGAGGGUGACGGGCCGGCGUCUCUGACGGUCGAGACGGCCGGCCGACAGCGCCGCACCAUUGUAGAUGGGUUCAGCAGCCUGCCGCGGCACGGCGUGCGGCCGGCGGCGCUCGACUGCUGGGAGAACACGGCGCACAGCACGGGCACCAGCUCGCCCAAUACCAGCGGCGAGUUCAGGUACAACACGACGCACCGUAUGAGCGGCCGCCGUCUGCUGCCAAAGACACCGGACAGUCGCGCCGGCGGCGGCGGAGGAGGUGGCAGUGGGACGCGCCAGGCCACCGACGAGCCCGAGCAGCGCAGUCUGGGCAGCCGCGGCGAGGUGGAGGGCUCCUCCAGCCACGGCUCGCCCACCACCUCGAUGGCCCGCAGCCGGGAACAGGCGGUGGCCGAGUGGCUGCGGGGGACCCCACAGCGCCGCUCGGAGAACUGGGGCCGCCCGGAGCCGGGCGCGGCGGCCGGCCAGCUAUGGCGCCACUCGGCGCUGCGCCGCUCCGUGCAGGCGGACGGCUGGUCGGCCCGGCCGCCGCCCCUGGUCGGGCCGUCCUCCACUGACGAGCCGCCCAGCUACGAGGCGCUGCUGCACGAGCUGAGCCGCGCCCGCCGACAGCUGGUAGCUCUUCAGGAGCUGCUGCUGGACGGCCAGCAGGAGGGCUCCGAGGUUCGAGGCACCAACACCGCGGAGGAGUUUGUCUUCCUCAAGUCGCGACUGAGCAGCGCAGCUGACUCUUGCAGCGUGCUCCAGUCCGAGCUGGGCAGGACAAGUCAGACUGAGCUGGGAGCUCGGCUGUCUGCACAGGAGCGAGAACUGCAGCAGCUGCGUCGCCAGCUGGCAGACAAGGAUAAGGCCAUCCACCUGCAGCAGAGCCAGUUUGACGAGGCCAUCAAGGCGCUGGCCACCUCCCACAGUCGGCCGACAGAUGGCAGCAGGGAGGCGCCUCAGUCCCCAGUGGUCAGGACGCGGGGUUCGGGCAGGGAAGAGCUGCACAUUCUCAGAGAGGCCAUCUCCAGCCUAAGGGCCAGCUUCAGGGAGUCUGACCCCAGCCACCACACUCUGGACACGCUGGAGCAGUGCCUGGCCGUGGUGCUGGACCGGCUGGCGGCCGCUGAGGCGGGCAGACACGACCAGCAGACGGGCACGCCGGCUCCCAGCCGUCGGGCACCCAUCACCAGCAUACAGGGACACCACUCCUUCACCAAGGUCGUUUACUACACGGAAAAGACGUUGACGCCGUUUCUAUCGUCGAUUCCGAAACAGCUCGGCGAAAUCACGCUGCGCGACUUCAAACAGAUCUUUGACAGAGCUGGCAACUUUCGGUUCCAUUUCAAGAGCAUGGAUCCCGAGUUUGGCAUGGUGAAAGAGGAGAUUUCCAACGACGACGAGAUUCUCCCCGGCUUUGACGGCAAGCUGAUUUCGUGGGUGGUGGAGGACCACGGAGUGUGAUGAAGUGGUCCAGUUGGCCAGCUAGUUUACCGUUAUCUCGUAGAACAAGUUGGCUGACCCGUCUUGACUCGCUGAAGUGAAAACCAUGCAGAGGCAUACAUGGUGGAUGCUCUGAUCACUUUUACAGUGAAUUUGGCCUGCAUUGUGCACUUACUAUGGGUCGCACGUGCAAACGAUGUGACAAUAAGCCUAUAAAUGAUAUUAGAUUUGCCCACGUGUAAACGGUACGGUAACAGCAAACGGCAAACGGUACGGUACGCGGCGUCUCAUUGCGUUAGCCAGCAACGGGAACAUACAGUCGAUAUGGAGAACGCUUCUCUGGCUAGCACACGCAGCCUGCGGUUCAACUGAACUAUACCGUAUUGGUUGUGAAGUACAUAUACCUUACUGAUCGAACAAAUGCCAAAGAUCGAUGUACAGGGACCAGAUGUAAACAUGAACGUCUUGUAUAAGGACAGUUUUGUGCUGCUUUACGGCGUUAAGAACUAUUGUAAGUCGUACCCAGAAUGCGAGGAUUUACAUCAUUAUUUUGUUAGCUCUUUUCUACAACAUAUCGUGCGUUGCUUUGUUGUUUGUUACUGCUUCGAGUUGACCAACAACGUUCAUGGACGGUGCAAGAAACGAAUAAACAAUAAUUGUUUGUAAA
This is a messenger RNA of Amphibalanus amphitrite, 3676 nucleotides long. Its product is annotated as dixin-like. Lineage: Eukaryota; Metazoa; Arthropoda; Thecostraca; Balanomorpha; Balanidae. Gene Ontology annotation, biological process: canonical Wnt signaling pathway. Gene Ontology annotation, molecular function: protein binding. The coding region runs from base 190 to 3030 and encodes 946 amino acids. The record is from RefSeq and is a predicted model, not a curated record. Gene Ontology annotation, cellular component: cytosol. The transcript has 14 exons.